Molecule: messenger RNA, 1096 nt
Organism: Aphis gossypii (cotton aphid)
Lineage: Eukaryota; Metazoa; Arthropoda; Insecta; Hemiptera; Aphididae
Exons: 6
Coding region: 264-1055 (263 amino acids)
Molecular function (GO): sequence-specific DNA binding
Source: RefSeq, a predicted model, not a curated record
GUCUUAGAUCAUAUACUAUGGAUGUAGUUAUGCGUAUACCGAAUUGUGUCCAACAUCAUCCCCACCACCUUCAAAAUUUCACGGUACACGAAAGAAAUGCGCAUGCCCAGAAAUCUAAGCGAAUGAUACUGUUAUACUGAUAAAGUGAUAAGCGAUAACGUUGAAAUUUUUGAUUUUUUGAAUUUUGUUGACUUUAUAUUUUGCUAAUUUAACUAAUUUGGCAUCAAAAUUUUAAAUCAAAUUGUUAAUCUUUUUUCAUCAACAUGGGCAGAGUAUGCUGUUUUUAUUGUCAAUCGACGCUAUCUAAAAUUGCUGGCUUAACACUGCACACGUUACCUACUGAUAAAUAUUUGCGCAAUGCUUGGCUAAAAGCUUGUGGCUAUAGUGAAAAUGAUUAUUCUCCAGAUAGGAGAAUAUGUUCUCUUCACUUUGAAGAACAUUGUUAUAAGGCCACUGCAAGGAAGUUAUUAAAACCUGGCUCAGUUCCUACAAAAUUUUAUAGGAUUUCACAAUAUUUAUAUGUAAACAAGCCUAAAAUGCAAAUGAUUGAACCUAGUGAAAGUGAAUAUGUACCGUCUUGUUCACACAAUGACCCAAGUCAAAAUAUUGAUCAAAUACUUGGAAUAACUGACAGUGAACCAUCUUGUUCACGUAAUGACACAAGUCAAAAUAUUGAUCAAAUACUUGAAAUAACUGAAAGAGUUCCUGAAUUAAAUACUAAGCGAAAAAUAUCACUAACAAAUUCUACACCAUCUGAGUGCAUUAUUGAAACUCCAAAACGAAGGAGAAAUCGUUAUGUUGGUGAUGUAACUACUCCUGAUUUAAGUACUCCUAAACGAGCAAAAGAGAAUUUUAAAGUGGCAAAAUUAAAAAUUAUUAAACAGAGAAGACAAAUUAAAACAUUAACGCAAAAAGUUAAUAGGCUACAAAAGAAACUGUCAUCAUUGAAAACUUUGUUUGCAUACAUGAAGAAACAGAAUUUAUUGAGUGAAGUAGCCCAUGACAAUAUUCUGGUAAAGUAUAAACUAUAUAAAACUAACUAUAUAAAUCAUUAGAAUCAAUAAAUUAACAUUGACUCUUGAAAUUAUAUUAUUUG